AUGCAGGUGGAAUACGAGUCUUCACCUGCUGGACCGGCGGAUGAUAUUUUAGUAGAAGAAGAAGGAGUAUCGUUUAGACCAGGAGCAGGAGCAGGAGCAGGAGCAGGUGGGGAUGAAUCUGAUGAAGGAGAAGAGGAAGAGGCCGUCGAACAAGAUAAAGAAGAAAAACCGAAAAAGAAAAUAAGUAAACAAAGACAAUCACUAGCUGAGAAACAACUUGGAACUACUAUCUUCCCAUUAUCGAGGAUCAAGAAGAUAAUUAAAGCUGAUAAGGAAUUAGAAAAUAUGAGCUCAGAAGCUACUUUCAUGAUCGCGGUUGCUACUGAAUACUUUGUCAAACAUUUCAUGGAAGAAGGAUAUACGAAAGCCAGACUUGAAAAACGUAAAAUAGUAAAUUACAAAGAUCUCGCUGCAGUAGUAGCCAGAUCAGAAGAAUUCGAUUUUCUAAAAGAUGUCAUUCCUACGCCUAUCAGUCUAUCGGAAGCUCUAGAAAGAAGGAAACAGAAAGUAUCAACAGAUGAAAACCCUUCUUUACACGAUUCAGAUCCUAUUCAACCUAUAUCAAUAUCAUUGAACGAUGAUGAUUUACCACCUUUAGCAUUAUCGACUAAUCCUUUAUUUCCGAAUGCCAUCAUGAAGAAACCACCAAAUACACAUGCUAAAAGUGCUCAACAAAAACCUCCAUCAAACUCAAAUUCCAACCCAAAUAUGAACGAACCUGAUUCACCAAUAGCACCCACGACGACUGUCCCUCCAAUAUCAACUUCAUCUUCUUCCAAAGGCAGAGUUUCCGGAUCGGGAUCUGGACAAACCCCUCAAUCAGCUACUAAAGUCUUAUCUGGCAAGAACGCUCCUAGUACACCACAUGGCUUGACUACUAGAGGCGCGGCGAGGAGGUCAUUAGUAGGUACGGACGUAGACAUGAGUCCACUUAACGAUCUAAGAAGGGAAGUUGCUGUUGAGGUUGAGGUUGAACAUGAAGACGGUGACGAGAGAAUGGAAGAGUAG
Molecule: messenger RNA, 1008 nt
Organism: Kwoniella shivajii
Lineage: Eukaryota; Fungi; Basidiomycota; Tremellomycetes; Tremellales; Cryptococcaceae
Exons: 7
Coding region: 1-1008 (335 amino acids)
Biological process (GO): DNA-templated DNA replication
Cellular component (GO): nucleus; CHRAC
Molecular function (GO): protein heterodimerization activity
Source: RefSeq, a predicted model, not a curated record